GGCUAUAACUCGGCUCACCGGGCAGCGCGGCACAGCUCGGCUCGCUUCGGCCCCGCUCAGUCGUGCAGCGCUGCGCACUCGGGCUUGCUCCGUGCCGCCGAGCGAGGGCUGCGCUACCGAGGCCGAGAGAGAGGCGGUGUGAGAAAGUAGCGAGCGAGCUGCGAGCAGGCGAAGCUCGAGUCAGGCGAACAGAACAGCGACUGCAGCUCGAAGCGCACCCCGGGACAGGCAGCAUGACGGCGUGGCUCGGCUUCCUCGCCGUGUUCCUGUGCAGCUGGAGCCUGCGGGACCUGGUGGCGGAGGCGUGCACUUGCGUCCCCAUCCACCCGCAGGACGCGUUCUGCAACUCCGACAUCGUGAUCCGUGCUAAAGUUGUGGGGAAGAAGCUCAUGAAAGAUGGACCAUUUGGAACAAUGAGAUACACAGUCAAGCAGAUGAAGAUGUACAGGGGCUUCCAGAUAAUGCCACACGUUCAGUACAUCUACACAGAAGCCUCAGAGAGUCUUUGUGGUGUGAAACUGGAGGUCAACAAGUACCAGUAUCUGAUUACAGGCCGCGUGUACGAAGGGAAGGUUUACACUGGCCUGUGCAAUUGGUAUGAGAAAUGGGACCGACUGACUCUGUCCCAGCGUAAAGGACUGAAUCAUCGUUAUCAUCUGGGCUGUGGGUGCAAGAUUCGGCCCUGCUACUAUUUGCCCUGCUUUGCCACCUCCAAGAAUGAGUGCAUUUGGACAGACAUGCUCUCCAACUUCGGCCACUCAGGACACCAAGCGAAGCACUAUGCUUGCAUUCAGAGGGUGGAAGGUUACUGCAGCUGGUACAGAGGAUGGGCGCCUCCAGAUAAAACGAUCAUCAAUGCCACAGAUCCCUGAGCACACUGUACCUUCCUUAUCUUCCCUCUCCCUUACUUGUGGCUGAUCUUCCUUUGGACACUAACUCUUACCCGAUCAUGAUGAUGACAAUGAAAUUAGUGCCUAUUUUCUUGCAAAUUCUAGCACUUCGAACACUUAAAAAAAAAAAAAAGAAAAAAAAAAAAGAAAAAAAAAAGAA
Molecule: messenger RNA, 1050 nt
Organism: Phasianus colchicus (ring-necked pheasant)
Lineage: Eukaryota; Metazoa; Chordata; Aves; Galliformes; Phasianidae
Gene: TIMP3
Product: TIMP metallopeptidase inhibitor 3
Biological process (GO): response to cytokine; negative regulation of membrane protein ectodomain proteolysis; negative regulation of endopeptidase activity
Cellular component (GO): extracellular matrix
Molecular function (GO): metalloendopeptidase inhibitor activity; protease binding
Source: RefSeq, a predicted model, not a curated record